AUGUCUGGUGUUUGGGAGUUCAAGAAUGGUGUUCUUCGACUCGUCCAAAACCCCGGUGAGAGCCAUGGCUCGAAUGCUCGACGGAAAGUUCUAGUCCAUCUCACCUCUAAUGAAGUUAUUACAUCAUAUUCUGUCCUCGGAAGGAUAUUAUCAUCGCUCGGGUGGGAGAGAUACUAUGAUGACCCAGAAUUACAUCAGUUCCAUAAGAGGUCUACGGUUCAUCUCAUCUCUCUACCCAAGAGUUUCAGCAAGUUCAAAUCCAUGCACAUGUACGAUAUUGUCGUCAAGAAUCGUAAUGAGUUUGAAGUUAGAGAUGCUUAA
Molecule: messenger RNA, 321 nt
Organism: Fraxinus pennsylvanica
Lineage: Eukaryota; Viridiplantae; Streptophyta; Magnoliopsida; Lamiales; Oleaceae
Source: the annotation of a GenBank genome assembly